CAAGAGCGCAGCCCAGGAGGAGUGUGUGGCGGCCGGUGCUCAAGGGGUUAAUGCGGAGAGCCAUCUGGCUGCUGGUUUGUUAUAAUCGAGCACAUCCAUGUUCACGGGACUCAGAGUUUUUAAGACUCCUCUCCCACAACAGAGCUCAGCAAGUUCUGCACAAGACAUCUGUGGAGCCCCCCUUUCUUUUUUGAAUGACCAGAUUAUUCCCAUCCACCUCUCUCUCUUCAUGUCGACUUCCCUGCCAACGUUCACACGGAUGCCAUGGUCAUUUCUACCACGAUCUUACACGUGAACAAGGUGAUGUCCAUCUUGUUUUAUGUGAUAUUUCUUUCUUAUCUCCGUGGCAUCCAGUCUACCAACAUGGAUCAAAGGAGUUUGCCGGAAGACUCAAUAAAUUCUCUCAUUAUAAAACUAAUUCAAGCAGACAUUUUGAAAAGCAAAGUAUCCAAGCAGAUGGUCGAUAUUAAGGACAGCAUUGUGGACACAGUGAAGAAAGUUACGGCCAUUGAGCCAGAUGUGGACAGUACGGAAAAUGUGAAAUUAGAUUUCCAGCCAGUUAUCUCAAUGGAUACAGAACUCUUGCGGCAACAGAGACGCUACAGCUCCCCUCGGGUCCUGUUGAGCGACAACACCCCAUUGGAACCCCCACCCUUAUAUCUUAUGGAGGAUUACAUUGGCAGUUCUGUGGUGGGGAACCGAACUUCUCGUCGGAAGAGAUUUGCCGAAAGCAAGAGCCACCGUGGGGAGUACUCCGUAUGUGACAGUGAGAGCCGAUGGGUCACAGACAAAUCUUCUGCCAUUGACAUUAAAGGAAACCAGGUCACCGUGCUAGGGGAGAUAAAAAUGGGCCCUUCUCCAGUCAAACAAUAUUUUUAUGAAACAAGGUGUAAACAAGCCAAACCUGCUAAAAGUGGCUGCCGAGGCAUAGACGAUAAGCACUGGAAUUCCCAGUGCAAAACAUCCCAAACAUUUGUACGGGCAUUGACUGCGGAAAACAACAAACUUAUAGCUUGGCGAUGGAUUAGAAUAGACACCUCUUGCGUGUGUGCUUUGUCCAGGAAAAUUGGGCGAACAUAGGUCGGCGUCACUCUGCUAUAUAAAUUAUUAUGUCUAAAUUAUAUGAUAUGCAUGUAGCAUAUACAUGUUUAUAUUGUUUUAUAUAUUAUAAGUUGUCCUUAUUUAUUAAACUUCAGCCAACCUACGAGAUAUAUAGAAGCUUUCUCAAUAAAGGAGAGAAAAGAAUGGGUGCAUACCACUGGCAGCACUACAUUUUCAUUACUGUUUGUGACUUUCUGCUUCUCCGCAGCUUUCCAUAACCUGCCUGUAAAAUCUUUUUGUAACAUCAGUAUUUUUCAUUCAGUAUUGCCAAUCCAUUGAUUGUCAUUGAGUUAAAAAAAUUAGAUCAAGUUGCAAAGAUACAUAAUUUGUGUUUAAUUAAAAGAAAUGUAACACGUUCCCCUCCCUCCCCACCUCAGAAACUAAAUUCAGCAAUGUAGCCCAUAACUAACAAGAGCGGUCCAGGCACUGACUAGCAAUAAAAUACAUUUUCUGUAUGCACUGCCAGAUUUACCAUUACUGUUACAGUUUGUGCUUUCUGUGUUGCUGUUCCAGAGUUGCUGCUAAUAAUCUUGCAGUUUAAAUUCGGGUUCUAUUUUUUGAAAUGCAUUUGUUUUGUAACUAGUUUUAACGCUGCCAAUUCCCCUUUAGAUGGCUCGGAAAAAAUCUAAAAUAUGUGUAACAAACUCUUGCCAAAGCCAGGAGCAA
Molecule: messenger RNA, 1767 nt
Organism: Eublepharis macularius
Lineage: Eukaryota; Metazoa; Chordata; Lepidosauria; Squamata; Eublepharidae
Gene: NTF3
Product: neurotrophin 3
Exons: 2
Coding region: 265-1080 (271 amino acids)
Biological process (GO): nerve development; nerve growth factor signaling pathway; positive regulation of peptidyl-serine phosphorylation
Molecular function (GO): growth factor activity; nerve growth factor receptor binding
Source: RefSeq, a predicted model, not a curated record